CAUCACUUCCAAGUUUCUAACAUGGCGUCCAGCCGGGUGCUGGAGAGGGAGGUCCGGGAGGAGCCGAGGCGCGCCGCGGCCGCAAACCUCGACUUCUGCCUCCACAAAUACUCCCUGCUCAUCAUCAUCGGACGGACGGACCGCUCCAGACAGACGGCGCACAUCCGCGCGGAGAUUGAACGAGGUAUUCGAUCAUGGGACGUGGACUUGAAGUCAUGCAACCUGAACCUCUUUCUACAGGAGUUCCUCUCUCAUCACACGGCCUCUUUUAAGGGCGUGGGGCAGAAGAGUCUGCGCCACUGUACCCGAGUGUUGGACACUCAGGUGCUCAUCAGUCCGUCUCAGGAACAGGUUCAUUCAGAGGUGUUCGCUCUGCUGUCGAGGGAGUCGGCUCAUAAGCUGUUAAUCCUGUCUGGCCUGAGCGUGGAGGAGAGCGGAGAGCUGCUGUUUCACAGAGGACUGUUUUCACCACACCAGCUCAAACAAAUAUUAGUAGAGCAGUUUUCAGAUCAGGAGACCUCUGCCUCCUCUCUUUCCAUCAACAAAAUCAAUUUGACCAUCAGCUGCCCCAACACUGGCGAGUGGAGGAAGACUCUGUUGGGAAACCAGCCCCUGAAGGGUCCCUUCAGCCUCCACAUCAAUCCCCCAGAGGUUCUGCCGGCCAUGGAGGCUCUGGGGGAGUUCACCUCCCUUGUUUUGGGUACCAUCUGCCCGACGUCCUCUUUCGACCUCCUUCCUCCUCCGACCACUGUGGGUUUCCUGAAGCUGUCUCGUCCCUGCUGCUAUGUGUUCCCCGCCGGCCGCGGUGAUUGUGCCUUCUUUGCCGUCAAUGGGUUUACGGUGCUGGUGGACGGAGGCUCAGACUCUCAGGCCUGUUUCUGGAAGCUGGUCCGCCACCUCGACCGGGUCGAUGCAAUUCUGCUGACGCACAUCGGAACGGAGAACCUGCCGGGUGCCGUCUCCUUCCUAGAGAGAAAGGUGGCUGAGCUGGAGCUGAACUCUGAUAUCAAAGAUGACUUGUCCAAGAGACUAAUUUCUCCGGAGCUUGGAGUCGUGUUCUUUAAUGCACCCAGCAGGUUGCAGGUGGAGCAAAAGCCUGGCUCAGAGAAUGUAUUGAAGAGCACUCACCAGGCGGCCAUAACCCUGCAACUGCUGAAGAAGUUGGACAUCAAGCCACAGCCAAUGUUUCGGCCACAAGGGGUCCCCAUUGAGUCGCUAACCUUGUUUCAGAAGAUGGGAGUUGGACAGUUGGAUUUAUACAUCCUUAGUCCAGGCAAAAACAGCCAGGAGUAUCAGACAUUCAUGCAAAACUGGCCCGAUGGAGUGUCGUCGGCAUCCAAAUCCCAGACCCUCCCUCUCACCGCCUUGGCCUCAGUGUGCGCCCUGCUUGUGUGGCAUCCAGCCAACCCUCAAGAGAAGGUGGUCAGGGUUCUGUUUCCCGGUGUCACCCCACAAGCGAAGUUGCUGCAGGGGCUCGAGAAACUGAAGGGGUUGGCCUUCUUGCAGAAGCCCACCGUGACAACUGGGGACUUGGAGAAGCUCCACGACGAUAGAACUGCCAAAAGGACGGAGAGCCAGGACAGCAGCAAGUCACAGGGGAAGGAGGGUACACUCAAACACGGGAAAGAGCGAGUUGGUAAAGAAGAGAGUAAGGAUUUAUCUUCAAAGGAAAAGGGAAAAGCAUUAAAUGGAGCUGGAACAAGAGAUGCAGACAAAACGAGGAUCAAAGAGACGAACACAAAGCAUAAAGGACCACUGUCAGAGAAGAAUACCUCCAAAAAAGGUAUCGGGAAGGAUGGGAAAAAGGAGGACAAGACCAGCAACAAAGAAGAGAAUGGUGCGACAAAAAAUGAAAAAGUGAAAAAGAAUGGCGUCCCAUCCAAACCAAAAACUGAAAACAAGACAAAGCUCAAGAAGGAAGCGAAAAAUGACUCAAAAACUGGAGAAAAGAAAACACGAAAGGCAUCAGGAAAGGAAGCAAAUGAUGGCAAGAAGGUACAUGCGACCUGUGAGCUGCCAAAUAACAACUCAGACAAACACAACAAUACAGCUUUGUCAAAAAUCGCAGAGCCAGAGUGUUCUGUAACCGAGCAGCAGAAUCAAAAGACUGAGAAAGAGCCAGAGGAGAAUCCCUGCAGCUCCAAAAUGUCUACCCCUGAGGAUAUGACAGCAGACUUUCUCAGGUUAAGAGAGGAAACUGAAGUUGCGGAGGGAAUGGUGGAAUCAGCAGGUGGCGGAAAGCAGAGAAGCGGCGUGUCAGGAAACGAGAGGAGCAAAGAGACCUCCAUUAACAGCACUGAGAGAUCAGUGGAGCAAUCAGCGAGUAGUUCAGGGAUAAUGGGUGGAGAGAGUGGGGAUAGAAUACAACAUAAGCCUGGGACUGGAGAGCAAGCGGAUGCAGACAUCCGAAAAAGCCCCGUGGACCAGAGUAAAAAUACUACAAAACCUGCAAAGGUUGUUGGUUUUCCAUCUCCCUUGAACACAACGCCAAAGAAUGAACGUUCAGUCCAGCUGGACUUGACCCCGACUGAAUACACGCUUCUGGACGGUGCUUUGAGGCACAGCCCCCCCUCGAAGUCCUCUCCAGGGAACCAGGCCCCUGACGAGGAGACCAUGGAGCAGGCUUCCCCUGACUCGAGGCCCAACAGUGCGGGCCACACUCCUUACUGCCUGUCCCCAGAUGACGUGUGGUGCAACAGGGCUACUCUGAGCAGGCUGCAGGCUGAGAUGAGUCAGUCUGACUCAGCCGACGCUAACCAGCCAAAUGAGUCACACAAAUUAACCGAGGAUCAACUAUGUCAACCAAGAAGUGCCCCAGAGAGCCACGCAAAUCCCAGAGAAAAACACCUAAGCUUCCUUUCGCUGGGUUCAUUCAAAGAAGGGUCUUCGGACCCUUCCCCAUCACUGACCACCACAACCACACACUCCAUGCCUGCUGAGGUGAGCUCGCCUCAGUCUACAGAAGUGGAUGAAUCUCUGUCCAUGUCCUUUGAGCAGGGACCGACGUCUCUGACCCAGAGAGAAGGAGAGGACAGUGUUCAUCACGCUCACUCCAAUGGGAGUCACUUUGUGGGAAUGUCUUUACCAAUGAAGAAGCCCCCCAGAUCUCUGGGCCAGGGUUCGGAGAUGGGUCGGCCUCUGGGCCCCAAUGCUCUUCAUUUUGAUACACCUUCUCAUGAUGUGGACUUAUGCCUGGUCUCUCCUUGUGAGUUCAAGCAUUUCAAGCCACCUGACUCCAGCUCAGGGGCCAGCGAGGCCUCCAGAGGAGCGUCGACUCCACACCACCACGGCUACAACAACAACAACCACCGGGACACGACUCCCAGUGAAUCCAACGCCCCUGUUUGCACCGAGGACUGCCCAUCCACCACAGCAGACGGAGCUCUGGAUUCGGAUGACGACGAGUCGUGCAGCGAGCCGUCGAACUCGCCUCAUGACCUCCACACCAGCCAGGCUCUGCCCCCUGACCCCCCUCCAGCUUCUCUCAGGGACAGUCCACCACUGCCUCCUCAGCCUGACACCUCCAUGCCAGUCCCUCAGUCUGAGUCCGAUGCUCAUGGGAAGAGAGCAAAAGCCACUGGCAUGCGAGGGAAAAAAGCAUCUGCGGUUAUUGAGAGCCCUCAGAAAACAGGCUCAGGGAAAACCAGGGCUGGGGGGCAAAGUGGAGUCAUGAAGGGGACCGUUUCCUUGACUCGCACACCCUCCUCCAGCAACCGCUCAGCACCAGCAAAACCCUCAAGCGAUGCAGGCUUGAAGUCUACCUCCGUUGGCGACGUCAGUGUGUACGUGGACCUGGCGUACAUUCCCUCUGGGGCGUCCUGUCACACAGUCAGCGUCGACUUCUUCAGGUGCGUUCGCUCCUCGUGCUACAUCGUCAGCGGCGACAGCCCGGAGCGGGAGGAGUUGAUGAGGCAGACGCUGGACGCCCUGCUGGAUGGAAAGACACUGUGGUGCGAUGCUAUGCAGGUGACGCUGAUCCCGACCUUUGAGUCGGUGUCGAUGCAGGAGUGGUACCAGCAGACCCUGGACAGACAGAGGGAGUUGGGCAUCACCGUCCUGGGAUCCAACAGCACUGUUGCCAUGCAGGAUGAGACAUUUCCUGCAUGCAAGAUUGAAUUUUGAGGCAGCCUGGCAGACACAGCACAGGGGUGAUGUGAUGACGGAUGUCAGCGAGAACUGAAUGAGUAACAGUAAAAAGGAGUCAAAGAAGAAUUAAGGGAAAUGUGCAGCUUCUUUCUGCACGCCGUAAUGCAUUUUUUGUUGCACCCAAAGGCAGUUAUUUCUCCUCUCCCAAGGAGAACACUCGUCCCUUUGGGGCGCUGCAUGAUUUCUUUUAACCUAUGACCCUGUGGAAAACAGGAGAGGAGCUCACGCUGGCUGCAAAAGCAUGUCAUCUGCACACAUCAGUUAAAAAGAAGGCAAGCGUACAGAAAAUAGGCUUAAAGGCUGAGAUAGACUUUGCUACUCACAUCCAUUUCCCUGCUUUUAUUGCAACGUUUUUAAAAAAAAUAUAUCAAAUUUUGCUCUCUGCAUAAGUCUUAUCUGGUGAAUUUGGGACAUUUCCUGUAAUGAGAUUUCAACAUUGUGUCUUUAGUGAAGACAUCUUCAGGGUUGUGGUCAGGUGUUUGUUGUUGGCUUGGCUUUAACGGACACCGGGUGGGCUGUGCUGUGCUGUGUGUCACACCUGCUGUAAAAAGUACCUUUGAGGCUUAAACCACUUGAAGAGCAGUGCUCAGCAAAGCAACUCUGAAAAAAAGUGCUUUUCAACUGUCCGUCUGCAGCUAGCGGAUGAUAAUCGCUGAGUCUGAGAUUACUGGAAAUGCAAAUCCGUCAGCAGGGAUUAGAGUACGACAUCAAAUUUAAUAGCAUUACAGCAAUCACGCUAAAUGUGGUCCUGUAAUUGUAAUCCAUUAGAAGAGCUCAUAAUUGCGCCUAUCAGGAACUACACCCCAAAUGCUUUUGUAGAAAUCAAUGUUCACUCACUGUCUUACUCAAAAAAAAAAAAAAAAGUAAACUGGUGGUUGUGGAAGUAAUCAUAAAGUAUGUUGUAGAAAGCAAUUUUGUACAGCGUAAAGUCACAGUAUGGUGAGAGUAGGUAGAGAUGGGAGCUGUAAAUAGAAUUACAUAAAGAUCAGAUUGUAUUUAUGUUGGGAAUUAAUCCAGGAAGGGGAAGUGAAAGUCAUUAAAUAUGAAAUCAUACAGCUACCGGAAGUAAACACAUGACACAAUAUAUUCUCCUUUCCCAUAUUAUGUUUUGUUUAUUUUACAAAUCACUUUUUUUAAUUCGUAGAUUAUUAAAAAAUAUGACAUACGCAGCUGAUUAGCAAAACUAACUCCUCGGUAGUUUUCUUACUUUGUACCAAGUUUCACAUCAGUUUUAAGAAAACAGAUUUGCAUGCAGAUCAGAUGUAAUUUCCUAAAUCUUUGCUAUAUUUUUAUCUUCUCCCUUCAAAACAAAUCCAUGAAUGAACCGUCAGUUGAACGCUGAUUACCUCUGCUGUUAUUUUGCCUUGCGGUCACACAAACGUGCAUGUGGCAUAAUGUGCAUCUGUACCAAAGCAUGAGAUCACAAAGACACCGUUUUCUGCAGCGCUUGAAUGCUCCAUCCAAAUACUUAAAAAAACACAAUUCCAUUCUUAAUCCGAAGGGUAUUUUGUAAUAAUAUACUUUAAAAGCACUCAUAGAUAGAUUUUUAGUUUUUAUUUUUUUAGCAAUUAUCAUUCAUUUGAAUGUGCAAAGUUAUCACUCCCCCAAAUACCAAUGCUUCACUUUUCAAUUUUCUCUACAAAAAAACUUGCCAGUACGAAUAAUUUACUGGAAAUGGAGGGUUGAAUGAUGGAGUUGUAACCAGGGGGGUAAAGCAUACUUGACGCCCACAGUAGCCGAGUGAAUUGUAAUAAUGUGUAUGUGUGCCCUGCAUGUAUUCAGCUAUGUACUGUACGUUGUUUCAUUCAUGAUAUUCAUGAAGAAAGUGAGCAAAGCACUGUGGGAGAGUGAACUCUGCUGAAAGCAAAACAAAACAAAGCAAAAAAAAAAAAAAAAAAACUCAAUCAAAGCGGUUUUGCUGGUGGGACGAUUGUUUACCUCCUCAACCAGCAUCAACCGGCUGAUCCACCAGCAUGCAUGAAAACACAACCAGGACAUGCAUGGGGUUUAAAGAAAAUUGAAACUAAAAGGGACAAAGACUGCCACGGAUUAUUUAAACCACCAUUUAAACUUUUAAAUUGUUCAGUUUGUGUAUUUAUGUCUUCAUCUAACUGUUAGUUACUGGCUAUGUAUUCCUUUAUUUCUGUUUGUGAAAUGUGUCUAUAUAUGUCUUAUAUGUCUGCAUCUCCCUCUGUCAGUUUUCUUAGGUUAGAUAUUUCUUUUUGAUUGCAGUGUUUUAUGUUGGUGGCUUAGUUUUCUAUAUUUGAGACCAGUCUUACACUUCCUUAUUACACCCUGGCAGCUUCACCAUGUUUGUUUUCAGCAGGGGAGGCAGUGGGAUGUCUGAUGAAACGUUUUCACUUUGUGAUCGUCUGUAAGAACAUUUAAAAAUGAUGUCAACAAGUAUGGAUUGUAGAAUGGUCUUGUACGAAUAAAGACUUUUAAUCAUUA
Molecule: messenger RNA, 6597 nt
Organism: Salarias fasciatus (jewelled blenny)
Lineage: Eukaryota; Metazoa; Chordata; Actinopteri; Blenniiformes; Blenniidae
Gene: map1sb
Product: microtubule-associated protein 1Sb
Exons: 10
Coding region: 22-4122 (1366 amino acids)
Biological process (GO): dendrite development; axonogenesis; microtubule cytoskeleton organization
Cellular component (GO): synapse; microtubule; neuronal cell body
Molecular function (GO): microtubule binding; actin binding
Source: RefSeq, a predicted model, not a curated record